UUCAGCAUUGUGGGGUCCCAGGACUCACAGGACAUGUGUGUGAAGGUGAGCAGGGGCCUGGAACUGCACCCUGAUGGCCUGCUGGCAUCAGUGGGACUGUCAGUCUUGAGCUACAGGAGAGUGUUUGCACAGAAAUUAGGAACAUGGGGGCUUUAGGCUCUCUAAAUGGAUCAUCUAGAAUGAAGCCCUUGUGAGAAGGCCUCAGUUCAUACCCUGCCCUGCAUCAUUUUCAGGAAGAGCCCUUUUUCAGUAUUAAAUAUAAUGCUAUAGGGGAGCACCCUCUGAUGUCCCAGUUCCCAGGUAUGUGAAAAACCCAAACUACUUAAAGCUGAUCAAGAUGUUAAUUUUCAGAAGCUAGCUUAACCCUUAUGCAUUUACCAGCAGUGUUGCAAUGCCUGUUCUUGAAGCCAUUUUUAUAGACCUCUGGAACUGCAAUGGCUGGAACACUUUGUCCUGGACCAAAGACUGAUUGUUAAAGACUGUUAAAAGUUGUUGGUUAGAGACUGAUAGAUGUAGUGGGUUUAGAGGUACUGCUGGGAUGCUGGUAAAUCUUCACAGCAGAUAACAAGUAUUCUUAUGACCAUUCAUAUGGUCAAUGUCUCCAGUGGUAGUUGCCUAAUCUAAUUGAAACUUAGAGUAAGUCACUUUGAGCUUGGUGUAGCUGCAUCUGAGGGCUGACUGCCACAGGCUCUUUAUGUAAAUUUGAGAAAAACAGUCUGUUUCUCUGAGUCUGUUCUUUAAUUUCUAUGUAUGUAUUAUAAAUAGUGCUCUACUUCACCUGAGCAUGGUAGAGAUGAGUAUAUUCUGAAAGGUUGGGAUGUCCUCAUAUAGCACAUUAACAGGGCAACACUGGGUUAAAUGAACCUCUCCAUCACUAUGGUUCCCCAAGAGAUUAUUUCAUGACACCAUGACACAUGUUUGCCUAGAAAUUACAUGCUUUGAAGCAGUUAUCAAGUGAGAUACCUCUAAUUUCUCUGCCCUGUGCCAUGGCUAAUUCACAAAUGAGUUUAUUAAUUUAAAUAUGAAAGCAAGUAAUUCAGAUUUGCUGAGCUUGUUUUUUCCCAGUGUUUAUUCAAUGUCAUUUUUACUGUGUGCAUCCUGCUUUGUGAUAGAUUGCAAAUUAUUCAUGUAGAUCCACCAAGAGAGGAAAUGUGUAUGGUUUUAUACUUAAGAAAAACCUUCUAGCCCUAAAAAAAAAAAAAAAAAAAAAAAGGAGGAUUUUGAUAUGCAGUAUCAUUUUGUUAAUAGUUAAAACAGUGUGGCCAGCAGGAUGAAGGAACUGGUAUCCCUUUUGAACUGGACACUGGGGAGGCUGCACCUUGAAUCUUGUCUUCAGCUAGCAAGAAAGACAUUAAAAUACUGGUGUGUGUCCAGAGGAAGGCAGCAAAGUUGGUGAAGGGUCUGGAGAAUGAGUCUGAAGGGGAGCAGCUGGGGAAGCUGGGGUUGAUGAACCUGGAGAGGAGCCUCGGGGGGGACCCUCUCACUUUCUGUACUACCUGAAAGGGGGUUGUGGUGAAGUGGGGAUCAACCUCUUCUCUCAGGUAACAGGUGACAGGAUGAGACAAAACAGCCUCAGGUUGUGCCAGAGGAGAUUUAGUUUGGGUAUUAGGAGAAAUGCCUUCAUGGGAAGGGUUACCAGGCAUUGGAAAAGGCUGCCCAAGGAAGUGGUUGGGUCGCUGUGCCAUACCUGGAGGCAUUUAAAAGAUGUGUGCUUUGAGACAUGGUCUACUGGUGAACUUCACAGUGCUAGGUUUGCAAUUGGACUUAAUCUCAAGAGUAAUUUCCGAACUCAAUUAUUGUGAUUCUGUGAAAUUCUGGCAUUUUGUUAGUAGGUAAAUAUAUAUCUUAAAUGAGUGCUACAUGCACUGAAUUAUAUGCUUGAUUUUAUAACUGAAAACUGUCCCAUUCUAGUAAAUAUCAAUUUUUCAUAUAUUUAAAACUUAAGAUUUUAGUGAUUUGCCUAAUCAGAGUAUUACACUCUUUAGGUUUUACCAAAGAAGUACUUGAUGAAAGCUAAGAGAUGCAUAAAACCUUUGUCAUUGAGACUUGCGGUGUGCUGAAGUGUGAAAUGGUUUGUGAUGGCACACUGAUCUCAGUGUUUCUUUUGGAAGCUUUUUUGAGUUGUUUCUGCAUAAGAUGAGAAAAGACAACCCCAGAAUAUUCCUGUGACUGAGGAACACAGUGGAUUUUUCAGAGCUAUAUUUGGGUCUGCUCUGAUUUAUUCAAAACAGACCUGGAAAGUAGAUUUGUUUUUUCUUGUUGAUGCCCGUAGUUUCUUUGACAUUGGAACAAGAAAAGCUAAUGGCAACAUUCAAAAUGGAAUACUGUAAAUUGCUACCUUUGCCUGCUCAUUGUUGUGUGUAAUUGAAAGGACUUCAAAUUGAAUCUUGUAUCCUGGAUGGUUUUCAAGACAGGGAGUAAUUUAAAACAACAACAACAAAAAUAUAGCAAGUGAGUAUAUUUAACUCCUGGCUUACCCACUGAAAUAAAGCAAAAUUGUUCAAAGCUUUGCUGAUAAAUUUGUGGUGGGUAAGCAAGUGAGACUCUGGAAGCUCAAUUGAAAUAUUUAGCCCUUGAGAACCAUAAAUUAGAAUUAAUGUCUUAGUUAAAUUGUUGGGCUUUUUUUCUCAUUUUUAAUUCUGAACUUGAAAUUUCACAAACUUGUCAGUGUCUUUGCUUUCCUACUGUAAUUUGGCAUUCUACUGCUUAGAAUGGGCUGUAAAGGUAUAGAAGCCUUAAGGACAUACUGGAGUUUUUAAUGUAAACCUAUUGUAAGAUGAUUUUCAUUAUCUCUUAUCCAAUCUAAUUGCUGUAGCCAGGAGUAACCUUCAGCUUAACUUCUGUUGUGAUGUUGUGUGUGCAGUUCUGAAGGUGGGUGGUCAAUGCCACUGACAAGUUCAGGACUCAGCCCCUGAGUCCAGUGGCCAAGGCUUCUGCUGUGCCAGGUCCAUGUCCUUACACAGAACUAAUUUCAGAGUAAAGGACAGUGUGCUGUCCACAAUCAGGAGAAAAAACCUUUUCUUACAAUACCCAUCCUUCUACCCCCAGUCUGUAUGAACACUGAUCCUCUUCCAUCACAUUCUCUACGCUGCAGGUGCCUUUUGUGCCAGGUUGGAUCCUCAGUAUUUGCACUCCCUGAGCAUCAAGUGAGUGCAGUGAGGGCUGGCAGUGGGUGCUCUCCUUCCUAAGUGUAUUGCCUGCACCUUGAGUGGCAGCUGGAAGCCCAGAAGAGCCAUAUUGCCCAGAAGGCAAUAGUGCACAGAGCUGAAGUGGCAAGUAGCAACCUUGGGAGAACAGCAAAGAAAAUUGAACAUUAAGUAGCAGAGGCUGCUCUGAUCAACUGUGCAUUUGUUAUUUCAUAUGGUGGUGGAAUGCUCACGUAGGGGACUGAGUGAAUCCUGUGGGAAUGUGAGAGGUAAAAUGUUACAGCAGCAUUCCAGCUGUUGCAGCUAUAUUAAUAUGGUUUUUGUGUUUUCAUUUUGAAAUUCAAUACAAGAUCUACCUAAGACAGGGUUCUGAUCUAUCCACUUAUAUUGGGUUUAUGUAUAAGUAAAUAAUGGGAAAACGUUUAAUUAAUGUGCUAAUUAAAAGUAAGAUAAAAUAUUUAACAGCUUGAUAAUGCCUUGUAAAACAAGGGAAUUUUUAAUUACAAAAAAACCCCCAAAAAAUUGUUCUUAAAGAUUGUGAUAUUGUCUCACAGCUCAAAAGAAAGUGAAAUUUCUGUCUUUUCUUUGAUGAACUGUUUGAUUUGGCAUCUUUGGAGAUGUUUACAGGAAAGCCCCAGUUGAAGCCCCAUGCUUUGGUAGUUUGCUUGCUGGGAAAUGUUUUGGUCUGAGGUGCUGUAGUCAGGGAGUGCCUGGUGGCAGCCUGGCCAGCCCAGCUGAGAGGGGCUGCUUGGUGCAAAGCUGAAACUGUUCCCCUGCAUUGCAGAGAUUUUCUUUCGAAAAGGGGUGGGAAUCAUUGCCAUUUAGCAACCAAUGGAAAUUAUGACCUUGCAGCCUGAUAAUGGCUUUUCUGAAAACAGCCAGAAAAUUAUGAAGAUUGAAGCUGUAGGAAAAAAAGAGUGGAAGGAGCAAGGAGACCUCAGAGUCACUGUCAGCACUGGGAUGCAUCUCUGAAGGGACAGUGUUGAUGGCACCGUGGAAACAAAUUGCACUUCUGAGCAGCUUCCAAAAGAAAGCCCAAUGCUUUUCAGUGAAAGGGUUCAGCAGUCAUAUGUUAAUUUUCCAAAGUCUGAUUAAUCCAUUUGUUAAAAAAAAAAAACAACAAACGUUUCAGAACAGAAAUCUAGAAUGUAUGUGAAGAAGACAGAAUGUAUUAUGCCUGUACCAUCCUUUUUCACAUAUUUAGAGUCUAGCUUUUCAAGCACCCAGCAGACAUCUACAAUCCUACAUCUACAAUAGGAACUUACCUGAAAAAAAGACAGUAGGUGAAUUGAUAAAUACAUUUAUGUGGGCUGAUGUUGAAUAUGCAGCAAGUUAUGUGGCAAAGCAGUUAAGUUCUUGUAGAUUAGCUGUUCCAGUGACAGUUAAAUAUCUGUGGAUCAGAAAAAAGUUAUUUUAUUUAAUUGACAGUCAAUACUUGAAACAAGAAUGCCACAGAAAAGUGCAGCUUUACUGACAGUGGAUCUAGAGUAUUGUAGAACAGACUAUAAUGUUAAAAAUUAAUAGGCAGGAUGAGAAAAAUUCUGGAGAAAAGCAGUGGCACAAGUUGCUGUAUGGACAUGCAUCAUACUGGGUGAAUCUGUUUAAGCAAAACCUUCCACUGGGAAUAUACAAGUGGAUUUGCAGGAACAUCCCUAUCAUCAUCAUCAAUGUUGAGCUGCUUAACAUAAAAGUUCUACUACUUCAGCUACUGAUGAUGGAGCAGCUAAAUAACAUGCUGGAGACUUCUGCUGGGAGUGGGGAACAUUAUCUUGGGAUUGUAAGUGGUGACAAAGCACGACUUGAAAACAGACUCAUCUGUGUAAUUAGUAAUCCAGAGAUUCAUUCCCAGUCAGGGAACAUGAUCAGUUAAUUAAAUUGGUUACUGUGGAUUCGAUACUCUUUAGAGGGAGAGUGUCAGGCUUUGCUGUCGCAUGUAGAGUGCAGCUGGGUGUGCUCAUGGAGAUGUCAUACUACACAGGACACAAGGUCAAAAGAUACCUUAUGAAGCAACAGCACACUUCUUAUUGGCUGACGACCCUUAUCCCAAAUUCAGAAGUAAAUGAACUGCUAAAGAAGAAGCACCUUAAAGGUAGUAGCUGCUCAACAGAAUUAAUACAUUUUUGUCACUUUGACUUACAAAGCCCUACAAAGAAGCUCAUUCAGGGUUUCUGUUUAUGCUAAAGGAAAGUUCCUGUAGUCAAGAAAACAAAAAGGAGAAUUGGUGCCCCUCCUUCAUAGGAAUGGGGUGACAGUUGCAUUAAUAUAUGAGAGACACAGCAUAUAUAAAAUUAAUCUUUUUUGGUGUGUGAAUAUAUUUUUAUAAAACUGCAAAGAAGCUUGAUUCAGUAGUCAGAAACAGGUUUAAAACCACUGGAGGUGAGAUACAAUAUAUUUGGAUCUGCUGGGGAGUGUCAUGGCUAGGUGAGCUCAAAUUCGUAUCUAGCAGAUUUGUACUGCACUGAAAAUUCAGCACUGGUUUCAUUCUGAGUGAUUUGCAGCAUUGCUUAGUCUUGAAAUUGAAAUAAGCCAUGCAUGACUGUCUUGAAAAAAUUCCAACCCCAAAGAUAUGUGGGCAUUUGUUAUAAUUCUACAUGUUCCUGUUCUCACCAAGUUUGCCAUGUUGUUUUUAAAGUCCCCAAAUUACUCCAAAUCUGUCACAUUGUUUAACAGUGGUUUAAAUACUUCAGUAAAACUUAGAGAGUGAAUUAAAACUGGUCAUAAAAUACAGACACCAACUUUCCCUGGCCAAUAUAUUCACAAUUUUGUCAAGUAUACUCCCUUCCAAACAAACAUUGGGAAGACAGGGAAACUUCCCAAGUGCUUGUCCACCUGGGUUUUGUAAGUAACAGGAUUGCAUCUCAUUCAUUCUGUUAACAGAAUUAUUUUUAGUGAUUCGUGUGCAUUGAUGCUUUAAGGCUCCUUUUAAGGGUCUAGUUCUGAAUGCUCUGUCCAUGCUUUUCUAUUUGCAACUAAUUGUAUUUCCCUAUAUUGUUCUUCUUAUAGAGCAGUGGCUUUUCAGAAAAACUGCUGCUACUCAUAUUGCAGUGCCUUUACCUGAGGCCAUUGAGGCCAGCAGAGCCCCUGGCCAGGUGCUGAGCUCGGCAGCCCCGGACAGCCCCUGGAGCCAUUCGCUGUUGGCGCUGAUCCCCUCCUGGACCAAGAAGGUGCUGUUCAAACGGGAGUCUGACCUCAGCCGCCUCCCGCCUGAAGAUGUGUCCAAUAUGUCAGUGUCUUCUGAAUUUGGAAUAACCCUUCAGAAAUGUGGCAUGGUGGAUGUUGAACAUGACCCUCAAACUGCAUACAUUACACUUGUGAUUAAUAACACCAACACAUUGCUGUCAACAAACAUCACAGAUCUUAUCAUCAUGGACAACAUCACUGGUCUACAUGUUCAAAAAAACAGUGGGAAUAAGACCACAAAUGGCAUACAGAUUUACAGGAAAAGUUUCUUGCAAGGUGGAGAACACUUUGCAAUCAACUACUCUGCACUUCUUGAUUCAGAAGAAAUGCGGCACGGCAGGGUCCUGACACUGCCUGCGAAGCUAACUUUCAGUUCAUCACAGAAUAAAACACAUCUUGUAUCAUUGACGGCAUCACUUACCAUAACAGAAGAAGAAAAGACCAAGAUUUUAUACAGCCAUGCCAUCAGUGCUUCAGCAUUCUUCAUUGCUUUUUUCGUUUCCCUUGUGUUGACAUGUGUUGUCUUUUUCAUCAUUUACCGAACCCAAAUAUUAAAAUGGAGUUUCUGUUGUAAAAACCAGGAGACAAAACCUGAUCUAAGCCAAAAUCACAAACUGGAGCAUUCUCAAUUUAAUUCAGGUGAUCUCUUUAGUGAAGAUAUAAUUAUGAAUGACCAAAUCAUUGAUAUUCUGUCCUUUGAAGAACCUGGGAACAUGCAUCAAGCUUUAGAAGAUUUGGAGGUUGCCAGCCUGACACGGGCAGAUGCUGAUCUGGAGGCCAGUCGAACACAGAUCUGUAAGGAGGUGAUUGCUAUGAUGUUGAAGAACAUGGUCUUAAAUCACAGCCUUUUUCCUCAUGUGGAGAAGAAGAUAAGUUCAGUUUUCAAAAAGCUGUUUCUUGCAAUGGAGGAGGAGAUUCAAGAGGAGUAUGAAAGGAAGAUGGUGGCUUUAACAGCUGAAUGUAAUCUGGAAACUAGGAAGACAGUGGAGGCUCAGUGCCAGAAAGCACGAGCUGCAAGUGAAGAGGCUGAGGAGUUAAUGAAGAAAAUUAAUGAAAAGCCUGCUAUAGAAUGCAGAAGUCUUCUGGACAAACUUAACAGGCUGGAGCAGGACUGCCUGAAGAGGUUCCUUUUUGUAAAGCAGGAGGAAUAUUUUGCAAAGGCUUAUAGAGAGCUGGCUGUUACCCAAAGAAAGGAGCUCCAUACCAUCUUUUUUACACAAAUAAUAAAUGCCACUUCAAAGGGAGAACUGAAGGUGGAAGCAGCUAAAACAUUAGUUGAAGGUUACUGUAAAGUACAGGGUGACAUUGAAGAGCUAAUGGAUUUUUUGCAAGCUUGCAAGAAAUAUCAUCUGAGUAAAAGGUUUUCUUACAGAGAAUAUCUUAUAAGUAAGAUACAGUCAAGGGAUUCUCGUGUCUCUGCUCUUAUAAAUGCCGCAGCAGCCCAGAUACGGAGUCUCAUUAACGAAACAGAAAGAGCAGGUCAUCUACCUGAAAGUCAUUUGGGAAUUCUGCUGGACCGAGCUGAGGCUGAAAUUAAUUUUGUUAAACAGAAAUUUGAUCAUGAUUUAAAACAAGAAAAGCAGAAGCUUUGCCAGAAACUCAUUACCAAACGAAGGCGGGAAAUGCUGCAAAAGCAGAAAGAGCAUCAGAAGGAGCAGCUGUCACUUGGAGACCCCUUCAAAACUACUGAUGAGAUCUCUCACUACCUGAGACACUGGAAAAAUCUUCUGAGUGACCACACCAUUGAAUUUGAAGAACUUACUGAAAAGCUUGACAAUGAGGCCAGUGAAGAGCUGAAGGAGCUUCUAUUUAGCCUGGCAGAGAAAGCCAUUGAGGAGCUUAAACGUGUUCAGUGUGGAGUGGUUGUGCAAGAGCUGGUCAAGCUCAAUGUGCCAAAAUUGUUCCUACUAGAAGUUGUGGAGGAUCACAAAAAAGAGAUGGUGGUUAAACAUGCACAGCUUGAAAGGGAAGAACAUGACAAGAACAUGGCUGCUGAAGAGCUGCUUCAGCUCACCAGGCAGAAGCUAAGCCAAGAGCUGGAAACUGGCAUCUCAGAACAAAAGAAAAUAAGGAGCUGGGAACAGUCAAUAUUCAUGCAGCUUCUAUGUUUACCCCUCUCACUCUCAGAAGAGGAGUUGCUUAGAAUGAGGCAAGAGUUGCACUGCUGCUUCUCCCAGGUGGACAGCAGCUUGGCUUGGCCCAAGAUAAGAGCAAGAACCUUGCUUCAGGCUUUUGAGGUGGAGCAGAGGGACACUGAGGUGCUGAAAGUCGAGCAGAAUUUAGCAAUGACCAAUGAACAGCAGCAUUCUAAAAUGGGAAAAACAGGAUCCAGGAAUAAACAUAAGUUAGAUAUUCUGAAGAAAUCUUUACAGGACAAAAUUUUAAUUUAUGAAGACUCAGUGAAAGGUGAAAAUUUGAACAGGAUAAAGUAUGAAUUGCAGCUUGAGAAAGAAUGUCACCUGCGCAAUCUGGAAAAUAAACUUGGAGAGUAUAGUGCUUCUUUAGCCUUUCAAAAGACUAUUAAAAAAUCCAAAAUGCUGGAGCUGUAUACUGCUAUCAUAAAUGUGCAAGCUUUGCUCUUUGAACAACUGAACACAUCAAAAACCCUGUCAAAGCUGGAAUGUAUUCAAAUUUUAGAAGCGCAUAAUCCUGAGAUUGAAGAACUUGAAAAGAAGCUGGAGUAUGAGAUGUUGCAUAAGGAGUCAGUGCAGCAGCAUCUAAUGAGUAGGCAGAGGUGGAUUCUGGAUGGUUUUGGACUCUCAAAUGAAGCUGUGGACACGAAUGCAGAAAGACAUGUGACAGUUCUGUUAAGACAGGCCAUGAAUAAAUGUAAACAAUUUAUAAACCUGUACCAGCAAUGCUUGAGAGAUGAGCAAUGGAAUUGCGUGGUGCUCGAAGAUCUCCUGGAAAAUAUAGAAACGAAUGCGUUUUUGGCAAUUUAUAGUCAGGAGCUCCGUCUGGCAGGUUAUUUAGCUAAACUGACGAGGGUGCCAGUGGGGGUGUUACACAGGGUCCUGAACUUGCUGCUGCCCUCCAGCCCACAAAGUGAGGUUCUUUCUGUCCUUGAUUCCAUCAGUAAAUAUUCAGAUGGUGCUGUUGAAAGUGAAAGUAAUGCAGAUGAGUCUGGCAGCUGUAAGAAAAGGAAGAGCCAAGAGUUGUGGCAAGCACUGGAGAACAAAAUAAGGCAAGAUCUGAUAAACAGAAGUUUAGAAAAGAUCCCUUCUCUAAACAAGAGAAAAGACAGUUUGAUAAAGAAGAAGCAACUUGCUGUCUUGGAAAAAGCAGCGUUCAUUCAUCUGGGAUGUUCACCUGCACACCCUCCUGUGGAACAACCUGAUCCAUAUGAUCCACCAGUUUCUCUGAGCUCUGCAGCUGCUGAAGCCAUAGAGCUCUUGGACACAGGGGAGAAGAUACUUCUGUUCCGUGAACCAAGUGAUCCAAAACUUGCUUUGCAUAGUUUUCCAAGGAAAAAGAAGAAGAACUUUCUUAAUUCUAAAAAGGCUACUCGUGCAAACGUGGACUCACAAGAGCAACUUCCAUUUAGAGUAUCACUUAGGGAAGAGGAAGUUAUUUCAAAUUCAGUAAAAUGAUGAAGAAGAAUGAAGUGUACAGUUCAAAUAACAUAUGUGUUGUUUUAAUCUGAUUUGUCUGAUAUUGGAAAUAGAUGUAAUUUUAGAAUGGCACAGUUGGUGAUGUGCAUCUUGCAUUUUUUAAUUCCUGUCAGUGCUUUGUUGUACUAGGUAAAUAUGGAUUUUCCAUGAUGCACAUUAUGGCAGGCAGGACUCUGUGUUCCUUCACUACAUUUUGGUCAUUUUUGCACUGAUUUUACCAUAGUUGUAUUUUCAUAAUUUAUACAGGAAGGUUAUUUAUUGUAUAUAGUAGGUACUGAUUUACUAUUUUUUUAUUUAUAUUUUUGUGGUAAGCUGCAGUAUAGCAGAUGACAAGAAGAGAUGUGGUAGAAGAACCACAUGUCCUCUGUUCUCUGAUUUUAUAUUAUUCUAGUUAAUUUACUGUUUAACACUGUGUUCCUAAUAGGCUUUGCAUGUUACUUCUGCAGUCUGUGUUCUGCAAUGACAGCUGGUAGUCCAGAUCUUUAGCAUAUACUGUGUACUGAGCCUUUCAUCCUGGAGUAACUUCAGCAUUUCUCUGUUUCUAAACUUGCUUCUGUUGAACUGUGGCUGUGGCUACAUUUCCAAACUGUUACAUAUUUACAACCUGUUGCAGUCUUUUCCUUGGUGAAGCAAUGUCAUCACAUUUGCUCAGUAGAAAAGUGAAAAAUGUAAAUGGGCAUGUAAUGCCUUCACGAGCUCUUUUGAUUGCAGUGCUGCCAAUUUUUGCAAAUUUAGAUAUUUUUAAAGUUCUUAUUCCUGAAUUUCUCUAAGUUGAUAAGAAUAUAAUUUUAUACUUCAGAAAGAGUUAAUUUUUAAACCUGUCUGGUUGACUUGAAGAGUCCAAUAAACAUGAAUCCCAAAAAGAGGAACAGGAAAAGCUAAUUAAAAUAACCACAUGUAAUUAUUAAUAUCUUGUAUUAUUCAAGCCUGUUUUGAAGGUGUUGUAACUGUAUUUGAAUGCUGUGCUCUGACACCACUGUGAUCACAUCUUUUCUAUUUUUUCUUGUACAGAUCUUCAGUGCCUUUUUAUUAAUAGGGUGCCAUAUUAUUUGAAAAUUAAAAUGUUAUACAUGUA
Zonotrichia albicollis (white-throated sparrow) is the source of this 11012-nucleotide messenger RNA. NCBI's taxonomy places the organism in Eukaryota, Metazoa, Chordata, Aves, Passeriformes, Passerellidae. The record is from RefSeq and is a predicted model, not a curated record.